AGGAGUGGUGUGCAUGUUGCAAGUGCCCAACCUAUGCGCCAGCCGCGUUAGGACCCUUGGGCCCCUCGCGUGUGCACACGGUGCGCGUGCGCGGCGUGAGAACCGGUGCGCACAUCGCACGUGCACGUCGUGGGGGGAACGCGUGCGCGUAAGGUCGCACGCGGGUCUGGUGCGGCGCGGCGGCCGGGGCAGUGCGCCUGUGCGGCCCGCGCAUCCCGAUGGAGCACCGCGGUGCCUGCGGGGCGGCAGCCGGGACGGAGGGGACUACGCGGGCCCCCCCGCUUCCCGGGAAGAUGGCCGAGCCAGGCGCGGUACGGACCUCGCCGCCCAACCACCGGCCUUCAGGCAUGGAUGGAUUUUUAAAAUCCGAUGAGAGACAACGCCUAGCUAAGGAAAGACGAGAAGAAAGAGAAAAAUGUCUUGCUGCCCGGGAGCAGCAGAUCCUGGAGAAACAGAAAAGAGCCAAGCUGCAGUACGAAAAGCAAAUUGAGGAGCGAUGGCGGAAACUGGAAGAGCAGCGGCAGCGCGAGGAGCAGAAGAGGGCUGCCGUGGAGGAGAAGAGGAGGCAGAAGCUCCGGGAGGAGGAGGAGCGGCUGGAGGCGAUGAUGCAGUCUCUGGAGCGCACGCAGCAGCUGGAGCUGAAGAAGAAGUACUCGUGGGGACCAUCACUGGCCUCGGGGACUGGAGGACGCGACGCAUGUGACAAACUUUCAACAUCAGCCAUGAAUUUACCAAAGCAGACGGAGCCUCCCAUGAGUAAGCGCCUGUCUUCAUCCACCGCGGCAAUAUCCUAUUCCCCAGACCGAGCUCAUCGCAUGCACCUUAGUCCCAUGGAAACUUUUCUUGUUAUGCGACUGUUGACACCCACACAGGCUUCUUUAGCCAGAAGCAGAAGUGCACUCAUGCUCUCUGAGCAGGCCGGUGACUCAGUAUCCCAUGCCUGUCCUCGUCUAGCUCCUGCUGGUGGCCCCCUUAAGUCUUCUUAUAAGUCUUCUCCCACUCGAAAUGCUGAGAGGAAGAAGACUACAUCUACAUCUGGCGUGGGAGAUGCUGGGAAAGGAGCCCCUGCCGGAGCAGAGGCCUCUCCGACGGAGAAGAUGAAGAGGGGGCCUCGAACAACAACUUCCGUUCCCGGCGUGGGCCUCAUGUCCCCUCUGAAAAGAUGCGAUUUUCCAACAGGAGUUUCUAAGAGGUCAUCUUCUCCCGUGACACCCAAGGCAACUCCAAAAGCCUAUCCACAGUCUCCAAAGAAUGCGAAGCCGCCAUACCUAGGGUCUCCGGUGAAGUACCGCCUUCCUGCCUUUUCUGGCCAGGAAACACCCAAGAAGAAAGCAGACAAAGAGAAGAGCAACAAGGAAAGGGAGGGCGCCCUGGCUCAGCAGGCGGCCGGCCUGCCCGGAGAGGAGGCCCCAGAGAAGCACGUGGCGGACAGGCACGCCACCGAGAAGCACGCGAGCGGGAAGGCCGAGGGCGCUGGAGCCUCGUGGAAGCCCACAGCGGGCACCACUGAUGCAGGAGAGGCCGCAAAGAUCCUGGCAGAAAAGAGACGACAGGCCCGGCUGCAGAAGGAACAGGAAGAGCAGCAACGGCUGGAGAAGGAAGAACAAGACAGGCUGCAGAGAGAGGAACUGAAAAGAAAGGCAGAGGAGGAACGACGUCGCCUGGAAGAGGAAGCCCGUAGGCAGGAAGAGGAAAAGAAGAGGCGGGAGGAGGAGGAGGAAAGGAAGGCGGCGGCGGAGGCCAAGCGGAGGGCCAAGGAGGAGCUGCUGCUGAAAGAAGAGCAAGAAAAGGAAAAACAAGAAAAAGAAAAGCAAGAAAAAGUUGUGAUCGAAAAGCAGAAGGAAGCAGCAGAAGCAAAGGCCCAGGAGGCAGCUAAACAGAUGCGUCUCGAAAGAGAGCAGAUCAUGCUGCAGAUCGAACAGGAGCGGCUGGAGAGGAAGAAGAGAAUAGAUGAAAUUAUGAAGAGAACAAGGAAGAGUGAUGUGUCUCUGGAGGUGAAGAAAGAAGAACCGAAAGUGGAGCUUCAGCCUGCUGUGUGUGUGGAAAAUAAGAUAAAACCAGUGGUCCCUAGCAAAAUAGAAAUCAAUGGAUUGAACACCUGCCAGGAAGUUAAUGGUGUGGAACGUGCUGCCCCAGAAACUUUCCCUCAAGAUGUUUUUGCUAAUGGACUUAAACCAGCUGGGGGACUUGUUCACCUGGAUGCCCUGGAUGGGAAAUCAAACAGUCUGGAUGAUUCCACUGAAGAAGUUCAGUCUAUGGAUGUGAGUCCUGUUUCAAAAGAAGAGCUUAUCUCUAUCCCAGAAUUUUCACCAGUGAAUGAAAUGAUUCCUGGGGUAUCUCUGGACCAAAAUGGAACUGGUAAUGCCCGGGCCCUUCAAGAUCUCUUAGAUUUCACUGGCCCCCCCAUUUUCCCCAAGAGAUCCAGCGAAAAUCUCAGCCUGGAUGACUGUAACAAAAACCUGAUUGAAGGAUUCAACAGUCCCGGCCAAGAAAAUACUCUGAACACCUUCUGUUGACCGUUACAUCAUCUCCUUAAUGCAAGGUGGUGGUUGCAGAACCCGCGAAGCUGCCGGUAGUCCGGGCGGAGCUGCUGGCCCUCUGAAGAAGCUUCUGUCGUCCUUAACCGCUGGAUUCCAAAUUAUUAAAGCAAAGCGUAACUGCAUCUCCUAGUUAGUAUGUCCGACACAGGCCCCUCCCAGUAGAACCUCGAGACGCUGGCCUUGUCGGGCUUUCGCGCAGUUUCGUGUCCGGUUAUCCCCACGAGCUUCAGCUGCUGAUACAGCCCUUCCAUGCUACUCUCUUGCCAUAGUGAGCCUCUGAAUACCCCGAGUGAUUUCGGCUUGGAAAUUCACCUCAUGACCCUUCUUAUUCCCAAACCUGGAGCAAAUGAACAUUGAGAUGUCUGUUCUUGUAAAUACUCUAGACACGUACCCAGACUCUCCUUAAACAUAUACCCAACCUGGGCUGCGCAUCUCCCCGCCUGUGUUUCGAAGGAGAAGAAAUUCCAGAGGGUCUCCCCAUCUCUGGGGUUUCUCUGCUGAAGUUGCCAUCAGGAAGCUGGCUUUUGUUAUUAAGCUCAGCCACCUGCACAGAGUGUCGGCCCCCCUUACCCCUUGGACAGCCGGCGGCGGCGGCGCGGGUCUGGUUGCGGGAGGGGCCGUUGGCCGGCGUGGAGCGCCGCCCGCCCUCCUAGGCCCGGUCUUCUGAAUCCCGCAAGGACCUUUCGUGUUGCACCUCAGAACCUCCAAGCUGUAGCCCCUCCAAACCCUCGAGCGACCUCUGGGCUGAAUGAAUUGGGCAUCUCCUGCACAGGUGGUUGCUUUUCAUGUUGUUGCUGUAGUUUCUCUCUUGGAUCUUGGGGCUUCUGUUUGUUCGUUUACUCAACUCGAAUAAAGGCAGUCACGAAUGAAAAGCAUGGCGCUCUGAAUCAAGGGGGCCCUGAACUGGGCCCAGCGUGUCACUUCAGCCGCCUUUAACUUACAAACAUCCGGAUGGGGACAAAUGAUGGUAGAAUGUAUACGCCACAUGUUUUCUGCCGUGUGACGAUGUGUUUUCUUCAUUUCAUUUCUUGUGGUGAAGUGUGACUUUCAGAUUAAAAUAACCUUUUCUUCUUUGAAAGCUUUUUUGUUUUUUGGUCUUGUAUGAUAAAGAAUUUGAAAAGAUCCAUAAUUCUGACCGAGGUUUGCAACCAGGAGAGAAAAAGGAAUCCUAAUAACAAUCUUGUUUAUGUGCUUUUAAAACCAGCUGCAGUGUGAGACUGUAUUAGUUAUGGAAGCUGUGUAUGUUUGUGUAUGUGUAUAUACUAAAUAAAAUCUAUGCCUCCAGUAACACAGUGCCAUUCAUUGAUCUUGGUGAAUAUGGGAGGAAGCUCCUUUCGUGACAAGCACACAGAAAAUCAUAGCAUGGUCUGACUUUCAAAAAAUGCCCUGCCGUCUUUCUCACACGCCCUGUUUUGCUGAAUGUCUGUUUGGUUGUGGUCUGUUGUACCUCACAGAACCAUUGUGAUUGUGGCGAUGCCUCAUUUGCAUGACGUGUACAUGGUGUGUACUGUGAAAUACAUUGUCACUGAAGCGUC
Molecule: messenger RNA, 4075 nt
Organism: Sus scrofa (pig)
Lineage: Eukaryota; Metazoa; Chordata; Mammalia; Artiodactyla; Suidae
Gene: MAP7D2
Product: MAP7 domain containing 2
Biological process (GO): microtubule cytoskeleton organization
Cellular component (GO): microtubule cytoskeleton
Source: RefSeq, a predicted model, not a curated record